Molecule: messenger RNA, 1275 nt
Organism: Symbiodinium necroappetens
Lineage: Eukaryota; Dinophyceae; Suessiales; Symbiodiniaceae
Source: the annotation of a GenBank genome assembly
AUGGAGGAGCAUGAUCUGGUAUCCAAAGAUGGGCAUGCCGAGAGUGCAGCCGUCGCGGAGCCCAACGAGACUCAAGAGAGCAAUCUCACGGCCCUGCCCCUCGCGGAACGAAGCCUGCCCGAUAACUCUUCGAAGUCCACCAGCGAUAGCGAUGCAGUCGAGCAGUCGGCGCACAGCCAGGACGCAGAUACCGGCAAUGAAGGCGCUGGGAGGAUACCGGGCCAGAUGCACAAUGUGGAGGACCGGAUAGAAGCCACGCUGCUGAGCAGUCCGUCAGGUACCGUCAGCCACGACGAUGGCCUCUCAAGACCACGUCAGUCUGCGCACGUGGUUGCAUCUGCUCGUGCGCUGAUGGCGGCGGAUGCACGGUCUGCUGCGCAAGCUGCUGUAGAGGCUGCUGCAUGGCAAGCCAAUCCACAGCUCAGUGGAAGCAGUGAGAUAUUCAGCAGUCCGAGGCGGCGAGCGGAGGAGUAUUUGGCUGGUCCGUCUGCAAGUCAGAGCACCUGCCGUUCGGGUUCCGAAGACGGGCGCCGUCGUUGGAAGACUUCUUCCAGCAAUUUAGUCUCUGGCUCUUCCUCGCUCCAAUCUCUCCCGUCAGUCGGCCGUGCUGGGGCUGGACCCACUGGAGCAUCCAGGGCGUGGCACCAAGGGCUUUCAAGACGGUUGGCAGAGGUGCACAAUGCUGUUCAAGAUUAUCGUCAUCGAUUGUUGAAAUCCCUUGGCGCCCUUUCUGAUGUCAAGUCAGCCCUUCAUGAUGCUGAUGCGCGACGGCAGCAGGAUGCAAACGGAGCGGAGCUUUUGCUGCCAGAGGUGUGGGAGAUCGGCCGUGCACUGCUGGAUGGCGAUCUCGCCGUUGCGUCAUCGGUGCAGCUUAAGGCUGAGGAGGAAGCACAGCUCCAACAGGAGCUGAAAGCCAAGCUUCGUGUGAGUUCUGCGGCUUUGGAGGUCGAGGCUGUGCUGGGCGGCUGUGAUGAGCUCCGGGGUCGCAUUGAGGAGGUGCAAAGACGCCUUCGAGAGACCAGGGGCCGAGAGUCUCAAAAGCUGAGCAAGGCCCAGGCGCAUGCGUUGAUCCGCUCCUUCACAGCUGUACUCCUCCCACAGCUGCCUCAGCUGAUGCAAAUCGAAGAGAAUUCAAGGACUGCCUCCGAAGCAGCGGCCAUUCGUUUUCUCCACGCUGCUAACGCUGCUCAGACUGCUCACUCCGAUGGAUCAGCUGCUGUACCAAGAGGACCAUCUGCUCUGGCGAAAGCAAGAGCUGCGCGAUCUCGGCAAUGA